This is a messenger RNA of Eruca vesicaria subsp. sativa (arugula), 1085 nucleotides long. The record is from the annotation of a GenBank genome assembly. Lineage: Eukaryota; Viridiplantae; Streptophyta; Magnoliopsida; Brassicales; Brassicaceae.
GGAAAACAAAGCGAGCGGUGAGAGCCGGUCGCAGCGCUGACAGUAAAACAUAGAAAGUGGCGCAAGAAUUUAUGGAAGGGAAAUAGGCUGGCCGAGUCGUUGACGCUGCUUACUUUUGCAGAACUCGACUCGCGCGGGCCUCCCCCAUCCCCCAAUUUAUUAAACCCUAAAUCUUUUUUACUUAAAAAGUUAUAUUACAAUUAACAAUAAUUGGUUUUUCCCCAAGGCUUAUGUAUAACCUGUGUGAUUACACGACCUGCUACUCGGACCGAUUCAUUUUCCGACAACGAAUUCAUACCCGAACUUGGGAUAGAUCGGAGUGAUUUCUCCUUCGCCUACUUUGUCCAAAAACAAUGGAAGAAGCUCAUUCGGUGAAUAGUCCAAGACGGGUUCUAAGCUUCUCCAAGAGAAAGAAGCAAAAGCCCUUCGGUUUCCAGGAUUCAGACAGCAUAAGGUCGUCUCAGCUCAGAGCAUCGCAAGUGCAGGGACCUAAACCCUCUGAGGUGUAUGGUUUUGUAGGCUCCAUCUCCACCGUUGUUGCCACAGUGAUCUUCUUGAUAUGGGCUUAUGUUCCAGAUAAAAUGUUGGAGUCUAUAGGGAUCCAUUACUACCCAAGCAGGUACUGGGUCUUGGCUAUGCCCACCUACCUGAUGGUGACUUUGCUCUUAGGUUUGGCGUUUUACAUUGGUCUCAACUUCAUCUCCACUCCACACCCUACCUCUCUCAAUACCUUGUUUGAUGAGUAUAGUCGAGAACCUGGGGAGAUUGAUUCUCAGAUGGAGGAAGGGGACGAGAGGCCUAUAGAUCCAAUCUCUGACAUUGAUAUUACAAGAAUUAAUCAUCUUAUGUUCAAUUCAAGUGAUGUCAUGUGAUAGUUUUGUUUGGAUUCUUUGGAAGAUAAAACCAUCUAGCUUUUGAUUAAGUUAAUGACUGGUGGUGUUAAGUGAAACUGUUACUAUGUUUUUUUCUCCCAAUCUUUAUCAGUAGAGCUCCUUGUCUGUCAAUAAAGGAAACUGCAACAAAUAGGUUGUAUCAUAAUAGAAAUUCCAAUUUUCUUUGCAACAUAAAUAAAGGAAAAUACCAAC